This is a messenger RNA of Anopheles maculipalpis, 1809 nucleotides long. Its product is annotated as U3 small nucleolar RNA-associated protein 6 homolog. Lineage: Eukaryota; Metazoa; Arthropoda; Insecta; Diptera; Culicidae. Gene Ontology annotation, biological process: maturation of SSU-rRNA from tricistronic rRNA transcript (SSU-rRNA, 5.8S rRNA, LSU-rRNA). Gene Ontology annotation, cellular component: Pwp2p-containing subcomplex of 90S preribosome; small-subunit processome. The record is from RefSeq and is a predicted model, not a curated record. Bases 28 to 1809 code for a protein of 593 amino acids. Gene Ontology annotation, molecular function: snoRNA binding; protein binding. The transcript has a single exon.
AAUAAUCUCUUCCGCUUUUAUCUCACCAUGAGCGAAUUAAUUGAACUUCGCCGCGAGCAAGCGAUCCGGGAGUACGAGUGCAUGAAGCACCUGAAACUCUUCACCGACGAGGAAAUUCAGAGCAUCAAAAACAAACGGCACUAUCACGAUUACAAGAUCGAACGUCGGACAAAAAGUUUGGCCGACUUUAUCAACUACAUCGCCUACGAGUGCAAUCUGUUUCAGCUGUUGCUGCAGCGCCGCCGACGGUUACGCAUCCGCGCCGAAUGGGUUAGCCUCGAGAAAAGCAUACACAACCGUGUCCGGGUGCUGUACAAACGGGCGAUGCACCGGUUCGCGUCCGACUAUCGUGUGUGGAUCCACUUCCUGCGAUACUGCAAAACACGCCGAUUUUUCACCGAAGGUUCAGCUGUGCUCGACCAGAUGUUGGGCUACCAUGGCGAUAAACCGAAAGCCUGGCUGUGUGCGAUCGAUUGGGAGUAUUUGCAGGCGAAAAAUAUGACCCGUGCCAAACACUACACACUUCGGGGACUGCAGCGUCACCCGGAAUGUCGGGAACUGUGCGUAAACUUUAUCACGAUUCAACUGGCUGAAGCGAAGCGAAUUGGGAAAAAGUCGGAGAAAGAGGAAAAGAACGUCCCGGUGGGGGACGAUGCGGAGUUGGAGAAAGCGCUCAAAACAGCCCACUUAGUGUACAAAAACUUUGAGCAUAAAGAUAUGGCGUUCUAUGAGGAAUUGUUAAAAGUGUUUAAAAAGUACGUUCCCGUGUCGAACGAGUUGGCAAAGGAAGCGAUUGCGGAAAUGCGAAACAUACUUGCCGAUAAGGAAGAAAUGUGGCAUUUGCUUGCAAACCUAAUGCUCGAGGGAAGUGAAUUCGUAACGGAAGGUGCUAUUAAAUCUUCCGAAGCGCUUGAAAAGUGUCUCGAGAUUUAUGAGGAAGCAUUGGACCGUUUGCCAACGAAGAAAAUGCACAGCUUUUGCAUUGAUGCGAUGCUCGAGCUUAAUUCCACCCAAGAUGAAACGGUCGGCGUUCAAAAGAGCAAACGAAAAGCUCUCGCCAAUGCGUUCAAGCGGGCCCUUGUUGCCGAUCUACUAGAGGAGAAAAAAUUGCUCCAGUAUCUGAAGCUUCUGCUGCACAACAAUAAUCCCAAGGAAGAACUCAUCAUGAGCGUCAUUGGCAAAGGCUUGGAACAGUAUCCGGCAAGUGUGAAAAUUUGGCAAUCGUACAUGCGCUACCUGAUGGUCCACAAAGACGUAGAGGAGGAUGAGCUGGAAGCUGUUUUCCGUAAAGGCGUUAGCAGUCUGCCGGAAAAAAGCAACCGAUUGCCACUGUGGGAAAUGCUUUUCCAUUACUACAGCAAUCGGCCAGAUUUGCCCGGCAAGCUGGAGCAGCUGUUCCGGCGUGCCAUCGACCAAGGACCGGAAAUAUCGCACCAUUAUCAGCCUCUGUUUCUGGAUUAUAUUAUGAGCAAGAGUAGCAUUGCGAAGGCGCGAAGUGAAUAUCAGCGGUUGGUGAAGAAUUACACCACCACGUUGGAGUUGCAUCAGAAAAUGGCAAACUUGGAAGCGACGCAGACACCACCGGACGUUAACGAAUGGCGCCAGUGUCACGAGAAUGCUACCCAAUUCUACGGUAAAACAGAUCCAACCGUUUGGUUGCAGUACGCCCAAUUUGAACGGGACCAUGGCAAACCGCAACACAUGCAAUCGCUGUACGAACGGGCCAAAGCUGCACUGGAUGAGGAAUCGUUUGCAACCUUCAUGGCGGAGUAUGAGCUUAUUCGUAACCCCUACAUUGUUCGUUACUAA